GAAUCAGUGAUUGAAAUUUUUAGCUGAAGAUGCGUUGUUUCAAUAACUGAUUAAAAGUUUUGUUUUGUGAUAAGAACGCAGUGCAUUUACUCAAGUUAUACAAAAAUGAGAAUGACCAUGCUGCCAAACCUGCGCCACAUCCGGCAGUUCUGCUCGCGUUCACGCCUUCGCGAGUCACCACAGCAAAUCCGCAUUUUCUCAUGCAAAGACCGCGCCAAAGUCCCACUCCAACUCGCCAGUGAUCCCUCCUCCUUCGCAUCGUUCUACACGUGCGGCCCCACCGUGUACGAUUCGGCCCACAUUGGCCACGCCAGCUGCUACGUCCGGCUGGACAUUGUGCAGCGGAUUUUGCGGGACCACUUCCGGUUGCGGCUGGUGAGUGCCAUGAACAUUACGGACAUCGACGACAAGAUCAUCAAGCGAGCUGGUGAGGAUGGCCGGUCCUGGCAGGACGUUUCCCGACGUUACGAGCAGGAGUUUUGGGGUGACCUGCAGCGGUUGAACGUGCGGCUGCCGGACAUCCGGUUGCGAGUGACCGAUCACAUUCCGGCGAUUGUGAGCUUCGUGGAUACGUUGAUUCGGGAGGGGUUUGCGUACAAAUCGAGUGAUCAGUCGGUUUACUUUGAGACUUCGAGGUAUUCUCAGUACGGGAAGUUGCAGAACAUUCCGGCGGCAGAGGAAUCUGCGAGCGAGGGUAAGAAGAGUGCGGCAGAUUUUGCCCUCUGGAAGGCGGCGAAGCCUGGAGAACCUUCUUGGGAAUCUCCAUUUGGUCCGGGUCGGCCUGGAUGGCACAUUGAGUGUUCAACGCUGGCCACGCAGAUCUUCGGCAAACGGUUGGACUUCCACGCCGGCGGAUUGGACCUCCGAUUUCCGCACCACGAGAAUGAAGAAGCACAGAGCUGUUGCUACCACGGAGUUCAGGAUUGGGUGCAGCACUGGAUUCAUACCGGGCAGUUGCACCUGGAAGGUCAAACGGCCAAGAUGUCCAAAUCGCUGAAGAAUACGAUCAGCAUUGGUGAGCUGCUGGAACGUUCGUCGGCGGACGAGUUCCGGAUGCUGUGUCUGCUGUCGCACUACCGAAGUGCGAUCGAGUUCGGCGAUCAAUCCAUGACGGUGGCCACGAACGUGCUGCGAAAGUUCCACUCGUUCUUUGACGAUUCGAAGGCUUACGUGGGUGGGGUAAAACCAGCUACCGCUAUAGAUUCUGGAGAUCUUCAGAAAACCCUGCAAGAAAUAGAUCUGAAAAUUGACGAGUUCCUGCGAAACGACUUCAACACUGCCAGCGCGAUAACUUCCCUUGGAGAUCUCGCCUCAGUCGUCCACAAAUCGAUCAACCAAAAACCCCCGGAAGCGGUGCAAGCUUCCGAGUCGGGAACAGUUCAAGCCGUAACCAACUACAUCCGGGACAAGCUGAACCUAUUUGGACUGGAAUCGUUUAGCCAGAGUAGUAAGUCCGGAACCAACUCGAAAGGUCCCGACAUUACUGGCCAAAUUAUUGACAGUGUGGUAAAGAUUAGGAAUUCUGUUCGAGGUCAAGCGAUCGAGAGCAAAGAUCGUCGAUUGUUUGCCGUGUGUGACCAGAUGCGGGAUCAGCUGAAGCAGGCUGGAGUGGAGGUGAAGGAUCAUGGACGAAAUUCGUCGUGGAGCUUUGCGAAGCGGUGAAGUUUAUUAAAUGCGGUUACUCAAUAAAAGAGAAUUU
Messenger RNA from Culex pipiens pallens (northern house mosquito), 1699 nucleotides. RefSeq names its product probable cysteine--tRNA ligase, mitochondrial (gene CysRS-m). Bases 106 to 1662 code for a protein of 518 amino acids. The transcript has 2 exons. Gene Ontology annotation, cellular component: cytoplasm. Gene Ontology annotation, molecular function: ATP binding; cysteine-tRNA ligase activity. The record is from RefSeq and is a predicted model, not a curated record. Gene Ontology annotation, biological process: cysteinyl-tRNA aminoacylation. Lineage: Eukaryota; Metazoa; Arthropoda; Insecta; Diptera; Culicidae.